CAUCUAUUUUUCCUCCAUUGAUUUUUAUUGGUCUACAAACAGAAUGCAAGCUCGCUUUGUAUGACAAACAAAGUCUUGUCAUUAAAAUAAUAUUUGUCCAUUUUAGAAAAAUGUCCGUGCGAUUUAGUCAAAAUUUUAGCACGGCCGUCUCCACCUUCCGAUCCUCUGUUUUCACCUGCUCUGGGAAUUCACAUUGACAAAUUCCCCGAUAAAUUCGAGAUCUCGAAGCCCUCUCGCUUUACAAAACAACCUCUCAUUGUUUUGCAAUGGCGACAGUGAGUGGCUUCGUGAGCUCUCUUUCACUUAAUAAUUUCUCCGAGCAGAAAUUGAAAGUGGAGGUUUGGAAAUAUCCCCGCAGCAUUCAGAAAUUUUCUCUUUGUUAUUCUUCUUCGCAAACGCGAUUUUUUGAUAAUCUGAGGAUUAGGAAAGUGAUUCCUGAAAAGCAAUUGUUCGUAUCAAACCCUAGAUGUGAGGCCGGUUCCAACCCUAAAAUUGAAGCCAAGCGAUCCAGUGUUUCAGCUUUGGAGCUUCUGAAGACAUCUGCUGCCGAUCGAUAUACAAAGGAAACGAGCAGUAUUGUGGUUGUAGGGCUUAACUUCCGUACGGCACCAAUUGAGGUACGUGAGAAACUUUCUAUACCGGAAGCUCAAUGGCCCCAAGCAAUUGGUGAACUGUGUGCUCUAAAUCAUAUAGAGGAAGCUGCUGUUCUUAGUACUUGCAACAGAAUGGAAAUAUACGUUGUGGCUUUGUCACAGCAUCGUGGGGUUAAAGAAGUGACUGAAUGGAUGUCUAAGGUACCAACAUGUUCCCUCAUUUUUAUGUACACAUAAGAAGAAAAAGUAAUUAGACAUUAAUAGUAGAACAAUAGAAAUUUAUUUUGAUAUAAUAGUUUUGCGCUUUCUUUAGUUCAGCCUCGUUUUGUCCAUCAAUCUUAUGUUGGCUUCGAUAACUACUAGUUGGAUUUACCAUGAAAGGAGGAUUU
Olea europaea var. sylvestris is the source of this 982-nucleotide messenger RNA. Its product is annotated as glutamyl-tRNA reductase 1, chloroplastic-like. Lineage: Eukaryota; Viridiplantae; Streptophyta; Magnoliopsida; Lamiales; Oleaceae. The record is from RefSeq and is a predicted model, not a curated record. Bases 267 to 830 code for a protein of 187 amino acids. The transcript has 2 exons. Gene Ontology annotation, biological process: tetrapyrrole biosynthetic process. Gene Ontology annotation, molecular function: glutamyl-tRNA reductase (NADP+) activity; NADP binding.